AAAAUUGAAAUAGGCACUUGUUGCUGGCCCACUAAAUAAUUAUUCUAAUUAAAUUCAUCAAUUAACAUUUAAUUUAUUUAUUAUCGCCUGCUCUGUUGAUUCCACACUGCACUGUUCAUGAAAAGUUUAAUUGAAAUUUAUUUUAAUUUUGCUUUUAAUUUGAUUUAAAAAUAACUGAUUAAAAUAAAUAAAUUAGUUUGAUUUAAAUUUUAAUUGAUUUGAAAUUUAAAACUCAUCAAACAAACUCAACUCUUGAAAAAUUUAUGAAAAAACAUUUUGGAACUACUGAAAUGUUCUUCUAAUGGCAUCUGCGGGGGCCACAAGUGGAAGUGGAAGCGACGGAGGUGGCAGUGGUCAGGACAGGUCAUCCUACCACCACAAUGCAAAAAUCACAUUUGACAUCAAAACUAAAUCCGUUGAGCAGACGUUGGUUCCUCUUGUCCACCAGAUAACAACGUUAGUAAAUGCCAAAGAAAAGCCCCUUAGAUCUGAAAGGGCACUAAAUGCAUUAGUUAGGGUAGGCCAGGCAGUCAAUAUGGCCGUCGAUCGAUUUGUUCGAGUCGGGGAGGCUAUAGCCCUGGAGAAUCCUGAAAUCCAACAGGAAAUGUGCGUGGCCUGUCAUGAAGCUAAGAUUGCUGACGUGCAGAUGACAGACGAGCAGACGACAGACGAGACGGCCAGGAGUAUAGCCGAGAAGACAGCCAUGGUGAGGGCGGCUAGACAGUUGCUGUCUGCCAUCAGUCGAGUCCUCAUUCUGGCAGACAGGGUGGUCAUUAAGCAGCUCAUCGGCACUAAAGAUAAAGUGUCGGUCACUUUGAAAAAGAUCGAAUGUUGUACAAACUUUGCCGAAUUCGUUCAAAUUUUUAGUCAGUUUGGUAAUGAGAUGGUACAAUUGGCCCAUGCUUCUGGUGGCAGACAAAAUGACUUGAAAAGUGAGAGGUCAAGAGCACAGGUCGGUGUGGCGAGGUCGGUCCUUGAGAAGUCUACAAUGCUGCUGCUAACAGCUGCUAAGACCUACCUGCGCCACCAUGACAACCAGCUGGCCAAGCAGAUCAGGGAUGCAGUGGUCAAGCAGAUGAACUCUGCCCUUGACCUCAUCCACCACGUGGUCUCUGAUGGCGACAGUAGCAGCGGUGGCAGUGGUGGUAGUAGUAGUGGGUUUCUGAUUCAGCCUGUUGCUGCUUUUAAGGCCAUCAAAGAGCUUGAGGAUCAAGCGGAAACAGUUAGGGUAACGUUAGUUAACUCGACUAUCGAGCAGUCCCUGCUGGCCGCCUGCGAUGUCGUCAUGGAAACGAUCCAGGAUUUCACCGACUCAGCUUACACUAAUCACGAGGACAGGGAACUGAUCUUAAUGCUGUGCGAGAGAUUGAGGCACGAGAUUGACCAGCUGUCUUCCCCAAUGGCGACUCAGAUGAAGAGUUUGGAUACUGCCAUUUUGAAAACUAAAGAAGCCUGUCGAACCCUCAAGAAACAACUGGUCAACACAACAAUGGAUCAUGCAAGUAACCUGUUCAGGCUGAAUGAAGAUGAAGUACUCAUCAAUGAUAUGAGAAUGGCCAGCAGUGGCUCCACUCAGGGUAACAUGCAGCUGGUAGACGAGGUCAUUCAGCAGUUUGAAAGCCACGCUGAACAGCUGAGAGAGGUCUGCAAGUUAUUGAGACAUGUUUCCAGCACUGAAUCUCUACUCAUUUGGUCGGCUCACAUGGAGAGCACCAUCAAGUCGCACGCACCUCAGGUUCCACGAAUGAAGAUGAUUAUGUUCAUAAAUAGGACGAUGAUUGUGGUGAGGAUAAGGAUGGCAAUAGUCUUCUCAGAAACUUGGGUGAACCAUGUGAACGAUCUAUCGAUACUAGUAAAGGAUGUUAGUGACGUUUGUCUGGGGAAAACCGACAAGCAAGUUUAUUUGUCUCUACCUAAACCAGGGGAGCAAGCCAAAAUAGCGAAAGCAGGCCUCGAGGUGAAACUAAUAACCUCGGAGUUGGAUGCCGAGGCUGAUAGAUGGGUGGAACCGGAAAAUGAGAUCGUGCGUCGGGCCAAGAACAUGUCCUGCAUGGCCUUCUCCAUCUAUUUGUUCACCAGGGGAGAGGGGCCGUUGAAGAAUACCAGGGAUCUGUUUGUACAGGCCGGGUAUUUUGCAGAGGAGGGUACCAAGUUGUAUAAAACUGCUAGGGAGUUCUCUAAACAGGUUCCACAGAGUAGCCACAAGACAGAACUAAUGUGCAUGUUAGAUAGUGUUCCAAGUUACUGUCAGCAUCUCAAUUUCACUGUUAGGUCUCAGACUGUUGGCAAGGCUGCUACGUUUAACAAGGUAGUCGACCAGAUAAUACAGAACACCAAAGAUCUAAUGAACGCCAUCGCUAAAUUAGUCACCUCCUGUUAUGUUUGUGCCACUAAGGUAUGUGUGUGUGCGCGCGUGUGUAUGUGUUUUUAUGUGUGUGUGUGUGUGCGUGCGUGUGUAGCUGUCGUUCUGUUGUUAGUGUUGUUAGUCAGAUGGCGUAUUAAUAAAGGCGGUAUGGUCUUUCUGUCUGUUUUUAUAUCUCCGUCUCUCUCUCUCCGUCUUUCUAUCUCUCUCUCUCUCUCUCUCUUUCUCUUUCUCGCUCUCUCUCUCUCCGAUCUUGAAGUGUAA
Messenger RNA from Helobdella robusta, 2626 nucleotides. RefSeq lists its product as hypothetical. The transcript has 17 exons. Bases 302 to 2626 code for a protein of 774 amino acids. The record is from RefSeq and is a predicted model, not a curated record. Gene Ontology annotation, molecular function: actin filament binding; cadherin binding. Lineage: Eukaryota; Metazoa; Annelida; Clitellata; Rhynchobdellida; Glossiphoniidae. Gene Ontology annotation, biological process: Rho protein signal transduction; cell adhesion.